UCGGGCAUGCUGACUUUGACAUCCCCGCAAGAGAGAGAAGUGCGAAGUAUCACCUUCCCUGUGAGCCUUUCACAAACUAUGUGAAAGUGAUCAGCGGUAUGCCAUGUGAGCUCGGUCUGCAGAGAGACUGUAAGCUCCUUCCCCUCUGAGCUGGGAAAUUUUUCAUGUAAUAGCCAAAUCAAUCGUAAAUCAUACAUUCAAAAUGUUGCCCUUCCUUCCCCCCGGCUCAUCUUUCCCUUCCCUUCACUUUUACGUUCUAGAUGCUUUUCUUUUCUGAUUUGACCUCCCCCCCCCAUCUUUUUCUCUUCACUGUUUGUUUUUGUGUGUGUCUUCUUCAUCCUUUCUUCUCUUGUCUCUCCCUGCUGCCACUUUUACUCCCAUUCUGUUUUGAUGGGUCUAGAGUGUGCAUGGAUCCUCUGUCCUGCUAAAGGUGGCUGAGGGAAGCGCUUUGGGAGGAUUUGUGGACGUCAGUGAAUUUGUCUGAAUUCAUUUGUGGGUCAGGCGGUACUCUCUACCCUGCUAUUUCCUAGAAUUUACAAUGUGCACAUGCCUGCCUGGUAUUUUUUUCUUUGCCAGUAGGUGGCUUUCUCCCCAUUCAUAUACACUGCUUCUGUCUCUUGGGCAUAGGUAUGCAUCAUCUGCACCAAUUUCACCAAAGAAGAACUUUACACAUCUCCAAAUUAGCCUCAAGCUGCACACUACCACUGCCCUUUGUAGAUGCUAUUCAAAGGAGAUCUUCUCAGAAACUUUGCAGAUGCCAUUUUUGUGCUGCUUUUCAUCAUGUGUAGCAUAGAGUCUGAUCUUGCAAAGUUCUGAGUGCUCUCAGUUCCUAUUGAAGUCUCGUUUCUCUGAUAGCUACUUCUCAAUGAAUUGGGUCAAUUAUUAAUUAAAUCGUAAGGUCUUUGUGGUCGGGAUCAUGUUUUUGUUCUGGGUUUGUACAAUAAGGUCCUAGUCUGAUCAUCUUAAUUAUGUGGCUAAGAUGCAUUGUCUGUUUAACUUUGAUUGUAAAAUCCUUGAGGCAGGGUCCAUCUCAUCCACCUCCUUGUACAGUACUGAGCACACUAGUGGCACUCAGUACAUAAUGUUGCUACCCUGUUUGACCUGAGCAGUUAGCCAAUGUUAGGGGUCUUGCAGGUUGUUUCUGUUGGUAGAAGAAAUUGAUGACAGAGUUAGCUAUUUUUUGAUGCACUUCCUGAUUAUUUGUAAAGACUGUACACUAAGUCUUAUUUUCCUGAUCAUGGUAAGAAUCAAACAGGGGACCAUUUCUUUGCUCACAGUUCCAAGCCCCUUUUCAGCAAGCACUUAACCUCAAAGCUCUCUCUUAGCUUUAUCAUAGGGUCAUGCUACAAGUGCUUCCCUGUUGCUUUCUGUGGUGUUUCGGCUGCCUCUGCCACUCUCACUCUCAAACCUCUCCAGCAAACAAUAUCCAGUCCCCAGUGAAAAGCUUCCACUCAGAUCAUUCACAUUCCUCACUGGCCUUGCAGGUCAUCCUAUUGUUUCAACUAUUCCACCUGGGAGCUUAAUUAAUUAAUUGUUGCUGCCCACCAGCUUCAGCAUUGUUUCACCCAACCCCCAGCAUAAUGGGUGUUAGCUCAGCCAAACUCCAACUUGGAUAAUUAUCAUGUUAAGUCUUACAUUCCCCUGUAGCACCAUUGACUACUAGUAUUGUUCUUUGCUUCCCACCCUAAGCUCUUGUGUAACAUUGCUGUGCUCUGUUCAACAGUUGCCAUGUUUCUCCCUAGAAGUGGCUGCAUUUUAGUGGUUGGAGAAUUGAUUUGCAUAUGUGUGCCACUAGAAUGUUAAGCAGUUUAUAAACCAAUGGUGGGAUCAUUUAGGAUGGAUGACAGUCAGUGGACACAUCUUCGGAAGUCAUUAUUUCAUGGUGCAUUAUUACUAUUGGACUCUUGGACUAGUUGUGCAGAGAAAAGCAUGUUCCGAUUACAGACUAAUCAAUUUGUCCUUCCAUCACACCCAUACAGUCUUUAAGCAAGCAAGGUACAGUGCUUCUUUGUGAAAAAGAAGAUAUUUAAAGUCAGUCAAGAGCGUAUAGAAAUUUUAUUUCUAAAAUCGGAAGUAAUGACCCUCAUUUCUAAAGUAUUCCUCUUUCCAAUACUAACAGUGGCUUGUUGGUCCAGGAGAGGCAGUAAGCAAGUCCCUGGAUGGAAUCAGAUCACAAAGCAUAAGCGUUUAUUUUACAGUUAGCCAGCUGGUCGUGAAAUGUCCUGCCUUUCAGCCAUCUGGGAAACACAUCAAUCAGGAGUGGUGUUUCGGGAGCAGAGACUGAACAGAUCUCGACAUCUGGAGUCUGGCAGUCUUCAUCAUUCUGCUUAUCUGAGCUAAACUGUAGUGGUUAGAGAUAGAGCACAAUAGUAUGUUGCUUUUGGAAUGCCCUAGAUUGCAUUAAGUGCUGUCUACUAACCCUGGUGUUCUCCACCUGGGGGCCACUUUUCCUUGAUAUAUUGCUGAAAGUGAAGGGGGUCCCAGCUAGAUGGGAAUGCAGGGGUUCUGAGGUGGUCCCAGUAUGGAAAAGCAGUUGCAUUAUGAAAAAUAUUACUCGGGUUGUAAGCAUUUGGGGGCAGCAACUCUCUUUUUGUUCUGUUUGUACUGUGCCUUGCCCGGUGAGGUCCUGGUCCGUGACAGGGACUCCUAGGCACAAUGGUAAUAAAAUAAUAAUCAUAACAAAGGCUGAGAACCGCUGUAUUAGGCCAUCUUUUUCCCAGGAUAGGACUUUAUAUCCCCUGUGAAUGGAGGGUGCAUUUCAUCCUUUUCUAACUGUUUUUUUUUUGUAAUGGUCUAAUUUUUGUAAGGUUUCAUUUAAACCUUUGUAUGUGUGAAUUUAGCAGUUGAGCCCUGAAGUCCUUCAUGUAUCUAUCCCCAGAGAGGGUACUUCAUAAACAACAUCAGGGGAAUCUUCCCACACACUGCCCUGCCAAUAUGCCUUUAAUGACCACUCUCUGCUUCUAGGGACAAAAAGGGAGCUAGAGGCCUCUUUUCUGAGACUACAACAGGCCCAGUCCUGCAGGGUAUUAAACACUCCUGCCUCCAGUCAUAUUUAAGCUAAUCCAGAACUAGAGAUGGAUCUAGACUGAAUCUGAAUUUCCAAAAGAUCAAUAGUGUUUGCGUCUGGGGUCAGAUUCUCAGCUGCACUCAAGGAGCCCUAGGCUGUGUCGGGGUAGUUCAGGGCUGGCCAAGUUCCUGGCAUAGAUUUAGAGCAGCCAUAUGUCUCUGUAAUGAUGCUAGCUCUGCCAAAGGGCUCCCAGCAACUGGGGAUCACCAGGGCUCUCCAGCCACGUCCCCAUUUCCACGGCCACACUCUGUACAGGCCAGGAGAGGGAAAUGGCAUAAGAGGUGCUGUGGUAGCUCUACGCCACCAGAGAUUCCCAUAUGCUGGCUAGAUCCACCAGCUUUUAAGGAGGCUGUUUGCUGGGAUAUUGGCACAAAGCAACCCUAACUGACUCACAAAUUAGGCCCCUGGAUCAGAAUACUUCCUUCCUCAAUAUGGGGAGGGGUUCAGAUUCAUGGUGACAUCCUGGUGCCAUUGAAAUCAAUGGCAAAACUCCCAUGUUCCAGUUCAUGCCUGUCUUUAAUUAUAACCCAGCUAACUGAUAAGGCCCACCAGCAGUCAGGGUAGCUGGUGAAGAGGACUCUGACACAUCAGAAUUUUACCAUUUAAAUAUACAUACUCUUGCACAUCACAGAUCUACUUGAGUCAACCGAUGUUCAAUGUUCGUUGCUGAGGGCUUGCACUCCUGACCUGCCUUAGAUAAGGAGCUAUUACUUGCUAACGCCUCUUGGGCUUUCUUAUCAUGUCAAAGCUUUUAUUCCCGCCUCAUCUCCCACCUUCUGUUGGUUUGAGGCUGGUGGAACAUUUUUAUAGAUGAAAAAUAUUCAUGUGUGUUUUUAACACUAGAGCUAACAUACAAUGGGUUCUGACUAUCCUCCCAGUCUCCGAUGUGGUCUCCCUGGGCUCAUUCUCUUUUUGGAAACUGCCUUUAUCCUCAUAUUUUGGUUUUGCUUUUCAAAGGAAAGUCAAAGCACAUCAGAAGACCUUAAAAUCUAUCCUGCAUUUCAAGAUGUCAACGUCCUGGUGAUUUUUGGAUUUGGCUUCCUCCUGGCCUUCUUCAAAAGAUAUGGAUUUAGCAGCACUGGAUUCAACCUGCUAAUUGCCGCACUUGGAGUUCAGUGGGCUGUGCUCGUGGAAGGAUUUUUGUUUGCUUCCUCAGCAGGAAAAGUGAAAAUCAGCCUGCACAGUGUAUUAAAGGCCAGUAUAAGUGUAACUGCUGUUCUAAUCUCAUCUGGAGCUCUUCUGGGCAAGGCUAACCCUAUUCAGUUGAUUUGGAUGGCGAUGGUGGAGGUUGCAGCUUUCAGUACGAGCAGAUGGAUCAAUGUCAAAUUCCUGAAGAUUGAGGAACACACAAGCUUGAUGCACGUUCACAUAUUUGGAACCUACUUUGGCUUGGCAGUCUCCUGGUGGCUGUACCAUUCUUCAUUGAGUAAAAGGGUUGAAAAGGAAACAUCUAAUCCGAUAUCUGAUUUGUUUUCAAUGCUGGGCACUCUCUUUCUGUGGAUGUUCUGGCCAAGCUUCAACUCUGUGCUAAUCGUGGAUGUGGUGGAAAAGAGGAACGCAAUCUGCAACACUUACUAUGCCAUCGCUGUGAGUGCUGUGGCUGCUUUUGCACUGUCAUCCUUGAGCCGCAGGAAUGGAAAAAUCAGGAUGAUCCACAUCCACCAUGCAGCACUAGCAGGAGGGGUUGCUCUUGGUUUCUCAGCUCCCAUUAUUCCACAUCCUUGGAUUGCCAUGAUUUUGGGUCUGCUUGCCAGCAUGGUCGCUGUACUGGGAUCUCACUGUUUACAGACAUAUUUGAAUUUGGUGCUCAAGAUUCAUGACACCUGUGGCGUCCAUUACACGUUUGGGUUGCCUGGAUUGUUUGGAGCGAUAGUCAAUGUCAUUCUCUUCAUAAUAAUCAAGUGGGCCAGUUUAUCAACACUGGGUUAUCUAGCCUUGAUUGAAGUUGGCUCUUUCAUGUUGACCACUGCUAUAGGUUUGGGAACAGGUUUCAUUACAGGUUUCAUUUUAACUUUCAAACUAUGGAAGACACUGCCUGCAUCGAAGUACUUUGAUGACCAAGCUUAUUGGGAGUUUCCCCAUUUGGCUUAUGGAUUUUGAACAGAGGGACUGGACCCAAAUUACAGAAGAUUAGACCAAGAUGAGGAAAACAUUUUCUAUCCUCUGCUAUAGAAAACUAAUUGGGGGGAGGGGGGGAAGGGAGAACAAAAGGUUAAAUGACUCCUGAAUUUCAAAAUGAAGAAACAUUAUUGCAGUAGGCUGCUUUCAGUUCUUAUUAAAUGAUACAGUAUGUAAAGUCACAGAUAAAAUAGUUCAUUCCAGCUUUUCUGCCUUGAUAAAGUCUUGCCUUCAA
Dermochelys coriacea (leatherback sea turtle) is the source of this 5420-nucleotide messenger RNA. RefSeq names its product Rh blood group CcEe antigens (gene RHCE). The record is from RefSeq and is a predicted model, not a curated record. NCBI's taxonomy places the organism in Eukaryota, Metazoa, Chordata, Testudines, Dermochelyidae. The transcript is spliced from 10 exons. Gene Ontology annotation, cellular component: plasma membrane. Gene Ontology annotation, molecular function: ammonium channel activity. The coding region runs from base 3923 to 5167 and encodes 414 amino acids. Gene Ontology annotation, biological process: ammonium transmembrane transport; ammonium homeostasis.